CUGUGUAGUGCAGAGCAGGUUGAGGGUGGGUGCAGAGCUGUGUAGUGCAGAGCAGGUUGAGGGUGGGUGCAGAGCUGUGUAGUGCAGAGCAGGUUGAGUCAGUGUCAGUGCAGAGCUAGGACUCCGACUGCUCCUGUCUUGCUGGAUUCACACACUCAGGGAGAGUCCUGUAAGCAUCCCGGUGACAUCACACCUCGCCCAGUGACAUCACAUCUCGCCCAGUGACAUCAAAAGGUACUCUCUAACUUGCACCAAUCAGCUCCCAGGAUUACAGCAAGCAACUGCAUUGGUCAGCACUCAGGGGUGUAACACAGCACCCAGGAUAUAACACAGCACUAAGGAAUAAAACAAUAUAACACAGCCCCCAGGAUAUAACAAUAUAGCACAGCACCCAGGAAUAUAACAUCACCCAGGAGAAUAUCAGCCAGGGAUAUAAUACAGCACCCAGGAUAUAACAGCACCUAGGGGUAUAACACAGCACCCAGGAUAUAACAGAACCCAGGAAUAUACCAUCCACCUCUCUGCCAGGCAGAGCAAAGAUUCGAACACUGAUCUGUGAUAUACUGCGCCCUCAGUGUUGGCAGCACACAGUACCCACUGUGCCACGUAAUGUUCUACAAGAAGCCUUAGAUCCACAAGGUGCCACAGGUUACAAUGACAUUAUCCCACUCAGUACCCAGCAGUACUCAGUAUAACAGCUGGCGGUGAGUGGCACCCACAGACUUCCAAUGCUAAUGCCAAGGACACCAGCAGGGUCACAGUCUAACCCAGGGGACAAGGCAAACACUGUGAAACUGAACAGGUGAUACCACCCAGACCCACAGUGUGCAGCACCCAGGAUACAGCACCCAUUGUGUGCCAGCCAUUUCACCAAGGAUAUAGCACCCACUUUGUGCCACCCACCAGCAACCAGGAUACAGCACCCAUUGUGGGCCACCUAUCUAACCCAGGAUACAGCACCCACUUUGUGCCAGCCCUCAGGAUACAGCACCCACAGUGUGCCAACCACCAUUACCCAGAAUACAGCACCCAUUGUUGUGCCACCCAUCUCACCCAGGAUACAGCACCCACAGUGUGCCACCCAUCUCACCCAGGAUACAGCACCCAUAGAGUGCCACCCAUCUCACCCAGAAUACAGCACCCAUAGUGUGCCACCCAUCUCACCCAGGAUACAGCACCCACAGUGUGCCACCCAUCUCACCCAGGAUACAGCACCCAUAGUGAUCCUGGUGGUACCUAUUUGCCUCCGGGGACGAUGUGGCUCCAGCGCCGGGACCGGUUACUCCUAGUAGCGACUCUGUCUGUGCUUCUAGCUGCAGAUGUUUACUUCCACCUGUGGCCGCAGAUCCUGCUCAGACUGGGAAAGAGUUGUGAGUGCAGUGCCCCGCCACCCAGCAGAGUGAGCACCUCCCCUUCCACACAAGAACAAAGGGGCAUUGAGGGGGGCACCACUGUGGGGGGCACUGGCUCCAAACUGCGGGACCUCCUCUCUCACCCACUUUACCAAGCACAGGUCAUCUUGCCCCCCACCGAGGACAGGCUGCUGACCCCCCAGGAGAUCCUGAAGAGCUACAAGAAGAGGGUGUCCCACCUGAACAGGAGGCGCAGAGGACACCGCACCGAAGGGAAUCGAUCUAUAGCCGUGACAGAGGGAAAGUUUGACCCACAUACUCCUUGGCUUCAGUUCCACAUGGAGAUUAGCAAGGAUGCCCUGUACUCCCGAUCCAACAAUGUGGUGGACAGACUCCUAAACCGCAUGGGCAACAUGACAAUAAUUGGAGCCGAUUACACUCCUGACGAGAAGGCGUUGAAUGGAGAAUGUGACUGCACACAGAUUGUGAAACCGAGUGGAACACACCUGAAACUUGUUCUGCGUUUUCAAGAUUAUGGGAAAGCCAUGUUCAAACCAAUGAGACAGAGCCGAGAGGAGGAGACCCCUGAAGAUUUUUUUUACUUUGUGGAUUAUCAGAGGCACAAUGCUGAAAUAGCAGCUUUCCACCUGGACAGGAUCCUUGACUUUAGACGUGUGCCUCCCGUGGCCGGACGACUUCUCAAUCUAACCAGUGAAAUUUUGGACGUGGCUUCCAAUGAAGACCUGGAGAGCGUGUUCUUUGUGUCACCAGCAAACAACGUGUGUUUCUUCUCCAAGUGCCUCUAUAUGUGUAAGACGGAGUACGCCGCAUGCGGAAACUCUCACAUGCUGGAAGGCUCGCUCUCGGUGUUCCUGCCAUCCCUAAACUUUGCUCCGCGCCUCUCCGUUCCGAACCCCUGGAUCAGAUCUUACACCUUCACUGGGAAAGAGGACUGGGAGACUAAUCCUUCUUAUUGUGACUCGGUGAAGCUGCUGCCUCCCUACACCAACGUAAAGAGGCUACUUAACGUCAUGGACCUGGCCAUUUUUGAUUUCCUUAUAGGAAAUAUGGAUCGUCACCAUUACGAAACAUUCACCAAGUUUGGAGAUGAUGGAUUCUUGCUUCACAUUGACAACGCAAGAGGAUUUGGACGCCAUUCCUAUGACGAAUUGACAAUAUUGGCCCCUCUGUAUCAGUGCUGUCUUAUAAAAAAGGAUACCUGGCAACGUCUGAACCUUCUUUCCUUGCCCGAAUACCGGCUCAGUGAUGUUAUGAGAGAGUCUCUGAGCAACGAUCGGCUCCUUCCGGUGCUUACAGAACCUCACUUGGCAGCACUUGACAGACGGCUGCAAAGAAUCUUACAGGUGGUGAAUCAGUGUGUGCAGAUAUACGGAGAGGACGCGGUUUUAAUAAAGGCUAAUGCGCUACAGCCACAGCCCACAAACACACAGGAGAAAGUCGUCCAGAGCUAGGGUCCAAAGAACUUUGAUGGACUUUUACCUCUAGGCCUAAACCAGCGGGUGGCCAUAUUGGCAUUGUGUUCGAAAAGUUACCGUAACCCUGUUAAACCGAUAGUUUUCUUACAAGUUUGUAAACUAGCCCAUUAUAGGAUUGUGAUGCUGCUGUGGGGGCUUAUGGUGGUAAGCUAAAAUAUGGGGGUAAUACGAGACAGUAUAAAUACCGGUGCUAAAAACCAAAAAAAAAAAAAAAAAAGAAGAACACCUUGGUCAAGUCCAACCCCAUGAUUUCUACUUAUGUCCAAAAAAAAAAAACUGAGGGUUUUAGAAGGUAAUUUAUAUCUAGAUACAGUUUAAAUGGAAUAUAUUGUUUACAUUGAUUUAUGUACAGAUAUAUUGGGGGACAAAGCAAUUCUAGCACAAGGUAAACAUUAAACCCCAUACAGUGAUUUUAGUACGGUUUCACACAAUGGGUACAUUAUUAGAACUGCAUAGCCAGCAUGAAUAACGUUUAGGCCGAAAGCCUGUGCAAUGCAUUGCAUUCAUCUCAAGCACAAGGAAAAAAAAAAUGCCAGCAUGGAGAUUA
This is a messenger RNA of Pelobates fuscus (common spadefoot toad), 3395 nucleotides long. RefSeq names its product FAM20A golgi associated secretory pathway pseudokinase (gene FAM20A). Gene Ontology annotation, biological process: enamel mineralization. The transcript is spliced from 12 exons. Gene Ontology annotation, molecular function: protein serine/threonine kinase activator activity. The record is from RefSeq and is a predicted model, not a curated record. NCBI's taxonomy places the organism in Eukaryota, Metazoa, Chordata, Amphibia, Anura, Pelobatidae. Gene Ontology annotation, cellular component: Golgi apparatus. Bases 1256 to 2824 code for a protein of 522 amino acids.